GCCCGCGCAAACACAAUACGGUGAACGCUAUGCCGGAUCUCUACGUGGACGUCGUCGAGAGCCUCCUGGCUACGGUCGAGGCCACCGACAUGGACAGGGAGAUGCUUCGCGGCUACUUCGCGGACGUCUCCCAGCACGCCAACGGAGACAGCCUGGCCGCGAGGAUCCUGUCAUCCGUACGUGCGCCUGUACUACUCGCACGCAGCUCGCGUGCCGCGGUGCUCUACAUGUCAUACCUACUUACAUGUGCCUACUAACCCUCGAAAAGAUGAUCCGAUUCCUCGAGUCUCGCAUGGACAUCUCGGACCUCCACCGCCGUGUCCUAGAGAACUUGGUUACUGAGCUAAAGAAUCGUGCCGAUACUUCUGUCCGCAGGGCUGCUUCUGCUGCCACCGCUGCGACGGACAAGUCGGCCUCGCUAAAGUAUGAUGGAGGCAAGGGAGGCGCCCUCGUAGACCUCUCGGAAUUUCCACCGGCCGAGCCGGACGACGACGCCGGCAGCAAGGUUCAAGGUGGCGACGCAGCUCCCUCGGCCGAGGAUCUUCUCCCGGAGUGUCAUCCAGACACCGGUUUGGCUAAGACCGCCGACGAAGAGACGACAAUGCCACGCACCAACCCGUCCGGCGCCACACGUCGGCUCACCUCCACGCCCACGUCGUGUCAGGUUAAGCAGGAGGUUUUCGAAGAUUGGUCCAGCGAUGGCGGGGAUCGAGUUGUCAGCGGCGGUGGAGGCUGGGAGGGGGGCUAUGCUAGUCGGGUCCGCCAGGAGCGAAUUGAGAAGAAGCGGUUUAGCGGUCACGAUUCAGCUGGUAAAGGGGCUAGACCCGGAGAAGGCUGCGACCGAGACGUCAAUGACGACGAUCCUCCCGACACGGCCCCUGGGAGUCUUAAGGCCCCGACUGACCAUUGGGCCGUACUCGACGAGCCGCCAGCGGUAAGCGCUCCGUGUCGCUUGGGGGCGUGUGGGGGGUUACGGGUAAAUACUCAUACGUGCUAACUCUGGCCGCUAGGGCAAAGAGGAAGAGGCCGGCGAUUUCGAGACGUCCAACAGGGCUCGCGGCAAAUCGGGGGUGUCUAGC
This is a messenger RNA of Durotheca rogersii, 1079 nucleotides long. RefSeq lists its product as uncharacterized. Bases 245 to 997 code for a protein of 250 amino acids. The record is from RefSeq and is a predicted model, not a curated record. NCBI's taxonomy places the organism in Eukaryota, Fungi, Ascomycota, Sordariomycetes, Xylariales, Xylariaceae. The transcript has 2 exons.